Messenger RNA from Fusarium mangiferae, 1008 nucleotides. RefSeq lists its product as uncharacterized. Gene Ontology annotation, biological process: transmembrane transport. The transcript has 5 exons. The record is from RefSeq and is a predicted model, not a curated record. The coding region runs from base 1 to 1008 and encodes 335 amino acids. Lineage: Eukaryota; Fungi; Ascomycota; Sordariomycetes; Hypocreales; Nectriaceae.
AUGUCCACCUCCACCUCACAACCAGACAUGGUCAAUUCGACCGAGGCUGCGGCCCCCAGCCGCUCCAUGCAGUUCCGGGAGACCAUCUCUCAGCCUGUGAUCGCCGCAUUCUGCGCAGGAGGUGUUGCUGGCGCUGUCUCUCGAACCGUCGUAUCCCCCCUUGAGCGGCUCAAGAUCCUCAUGCAGAUCCAAAGCGUCGGACGAGAUGCGUACAAGCUGUCAGUGGGGAAAGCCCUGAGUAAGAUGUGGAAGGAAGAAGGCUGGAGGGGAUUCAUGCGAGGCAACGGCACAAACUGUAUCCGCAUCGUCCCAUACUCUGCUGUGCAAUUCAGCAGUUAUAACUUUUACAAGCGGAACAUCUUUGAAAGCUACCCGGGUGCUGACUUAGCACCGAUUACUCGCCUUAUCUGCGGUGGCAUCGCUGGUAUAACGUCUGUCUUCCUUACCUACCCUCUCGACAUUGUUCGCACACGGUUAUCCAUCCAAUCUGCAAGCUUUGCCGAGCUAGGAAACAGGCCAGACAAACUGCCUGGUAUGUGGACUACUCUGGUGCAAAUGUACAAGACCGAGGGUGGCAUGUCUGCUCUAUAUCGAGGCAUUAUUCCUACAGUUGCCGGAGUAGCACCAUACGUCGGUCUUAAUUUCAUGGUUUACGAAUCAGUCCGAAAGUACUUGACGCCAGAAGGAGAGCAAAACCCCAACGCAACCCGUAAGUUGCUGGCCGGUGCCAUAUCUGGAGCUGUUGCACAAACUUGCACAUAUCCCUUCGACGUUCUACGGCGCCGAUUCCAGAUCAACACCAUGUCAGGCAUGGGCUACCAGUACAAGGGCAUUACAGAUGCGAUCCGGGUCAUUGUGAUGCAAGAGGGAAUCAAGGGACUUUACAAAGGCAUAGUGCCUAACCUGCUCAAGGUUGCCCCAAGUAUGGCAUCAAGCUGGCUGAGUUUUGAGAUGACCCGUGAUUUUCUCGUCGAUCUCAGGCCCGAAUCUGAGCCACGCUCCUUGUGA